Drosophila serrata is the source of this 1333-nucleotide messenger RNA. It is a transcript of the gene Tsp42Ee, whose product is annotated as Tetraspanin 42Ee. The record is from RefSeq and is a predicted model, not a curated record. Gene Ontology annotation, cellular component: plasma membrane. Lineage: Eukaryota; Metazoa; Arthropoda; Insecta; Diptera; Drosophilidae.
CAACUUUGAAAGCACUCAAAAAGCAACUGUAAGCUCGAACUGACGCGCAUUCGUCGGAAUUUAAUUUGGUAAAAUUUAAAAACGAAGUGAAAACCAACCAUCAUGGACUGCGGCACAUCUCUGGUCAAAUACAUCCUCUUCAUAUUCAACACCAUUGUGUCGGUCAUCGGCAUUUUGGGCAUUGUCUAUGGUGUGCUGAUCUUAAAGAGCAUCGGAACGAUUGAGGUUAAUGGACAGGUGGGCUUCCCCCCACAGGCUCUCAUGCCGAUCGUACUGAUCAGCUUGGGAUCCAUUGUGGUAUUCAUCUCGUUCCUGGGCUGUUGCGGAGCAAUUCGCGAAUCGGUCUGCAUGACCAUGAGCUAUGCCGUCUUCCUGCUGAUCCUACUGAUCCUGCAGCUGACUCUGGUCGUUCUUCUGUUCACCAACAAAGACAAAUUCGAUUCGGCCAUGGGCGAUGUCAUUGACAAGGCCUGGGAGUCUGACCAGGGUCGUGGAGGUGUCUUCGAUGCCAUCCAGAAAUCGUUGCACUGCUGCGGACGUGAUUCCGCCGCUGACUACAUUACGCACGGACAAACCCUUCCUGCAAGCUGCUGUGAUGGUUCCUGCCUGAACCCGCUCAACAUCUAUGGAGGAUGUCGCGCCAAGUUCGUCGACACGAUGUCCGUCAGCACUGACAAGGCCAAGUACGUGGCCAUCGGCCUGAUUGGAGUUGAGCUUAUCGGUUUCAUCUUUGCCUGUUGCCUGGCCAACAACGUUCGCAACUAUAAGCGCCGGAACGCCUACUAAGGGCAACGUGCACUCAUUUAACGCACAAUAGGAGGGACACACGUACACCCAAAUGGACACACUCACACACAUUCUCAUCACAUUUUACCGUCGUUGAACGCACUAACAAGGAUAAUUUCAAGGAAACCAUUUGGUUUGUUAUUCGUCCAAAAAGAAAUGUAGUAAAACGCGUAGUUUAAGGCGAUAUAAAGCGCUUACAUUUUUUAAUUCCUAUGUAUUAUUGAUAUAAUUCGAGUUUUACCAACCGAACGAGCUAACAACGCCCUUUCCAAAGCCUUUGUACAAACCUUUAAACUUGUUAAACUGAAAGCCCAGAAAAAUAACUUAAUGAACGUUAGUAGCAAUGCUACUUUUUUGUUUAAAAGAAAACUAUAAACUGUUAAAAAGCCCAAGCGAAAUGAAAUAUAAAUUUAAUAUAAACAUAUAUACCCGUAUGUAUGUAACAUGUUCAUUCUAUUCAUAAUUGUAAAUUAGAAUCUCCAGAUCAGAUUUACAUUUUGGAAAAUGCAUCAAAUAAACUGCGAAUUUGAGCUGCAUACGACAUUUA